Molecule: messenger RNA, 2720 nt
Organism: Jatropha curcas
Lineage: Eukaryota; Viridiplantae; Streptophyta; Magnoliopsida; Malpighiales; Euphorbiaceae
Product: KH domain-containing protein
Molecular function (GO): RNA binding
Source: RefSeq, a predicted model, not a curated record
CCUUUUACACUGUGUUUGCCUCUCAACAGCAUAUCACAUUCUCCACCUCUCUCUCUCUCUCUCUCUCUCUCUCUUCCUGUAUCUUUAACCCGGUACCAAAACCCUUCUUCACAAACUUACCAACGACACCACGUCCUUGUAUUCGGCAUUUCCGAUCUCAAUUCACUAACCCUAGGGUAUUUUGGGGUCUUCUUGAUUCCAAUGGCGGAGGAGGAGGUUGUCCCACUGACAGCUAGCCCCGUCCCUUCAGAUCACAAGCGUAAGCUCGAAGAUUUAGAGCCUGAAGCUCCAGAGCCAGUCGAGUCCAACCCGGAACAGCCGGCUGACUCUAGCGCUGAGCCUGAUGCAGAUAAGAAGGCGGAUGAUGCGGCGGUGGAGGAUGGUGGAUCGCCGGACACUAAGCGUCCACGGCUAGAUGAGAAUAAACCUGAUGGAUUAGCUAGUGAAAAUGGUUUUGAAGGAGAGAAGUCAGAGCAACGCGCAAAGGAGGAGGCUGAAGAGCCAAUCAUUAAGAAUGAGGAAACAGAUGAUGCUUCUCCUCCUCAACCUGAGGGUGUUACUGAUACAAUAGUUAACGACGAAGCCACUGGACAUGAGCAUGAAACAGUUGAUACUCGAGAGACUUCUUUUGAGGAUUCCAAGCCAGAUGAUGAUGAGAAAAAAGAGGAAAAUCUCUCCCUGGAGGCAGAGGAGACAGCAUCCGAGACUCAAACCACCUCACGCAAAAUGGAUGUUCCCAAUGAUAAGGUUGGGGUUCUUAUUGGGAAGGGUGGGGAUACCAUACGUUACCUGCAGUAUAAUUCUGGGGCAAAAAUUCAAAUCACAAGGGAUGCAGAUGCAGAUCCACAUUCCACAACAAGGCCAGUGGAAAUAAUAGGGACCUUAAGUAAUAUAAGCAAGGCUGAGAAGCUCAUUAGUGCUGUCAUAGCAGAGGCUGAUGCUGGUGGUUCCCCUUCUCUUGUAGCUAGGGGACUUCCUAGUGCGCAGACUGCUGUAGUGGCAGAUCAACUUGAGAUGCAAGUUCCAAAUGAAAAGGUUGGUCUGAUCAUAGGCAGAGGUGGAGACACCAUUAAAGCUCUCCAAGCCAAAUCAGGGGCUCGGAUUCAGGUAUUGAUACCUCAACACCUUCCAGAAGGUGACGGAUCUAAAGAAAGGACAGUGAGAGUGACUGGUGAUAGAAAGCAAAUUGAGAUGGCAAGAGAAAUGAUAAAGGAUGUUAUGAAUCAGAAUGUGAGGCCAUCACAUUACUCUGGUGCUUACAACCAGCAGCAAUCGUAUAGACCUCGUGGACCUCCUGGUCCAUCUCACUGGGGUCCUCGAGGUCCCCAUUCAUCACAGCAAAGCCCUUAUGAUUAUCAUCACCGAGGACCAUAUCCAUCUCAAAAUUCACAAUAUCCACCUCCAAGUUAUGGUGGCUAUCCUCCACAACAAAUGGCUCCAAGAGGUAACUAUGGUUCUGGCUGGGAACAAAGACAUCCUCCCAGUAUGCAGGGGCCAGGGCCACAUGGUGGUGGUUAUGAUUACUAUGGAGGUCAGGCAGGCCAUGCAUCUGACCACACAGCAUCUGGCCCUAUGUCAGGGCAUGGUCCUGGCCCUUCCCCUACCCCUGCUAUGUCACAUCCACCAUCGCAGCCAAAUUAUAAUUAUGGGCAGUCACAUGGCCUAGAUUAUGGGCAUCAAGCUCCUUAUUCUCAGGGUGUACCUCCGCAGAGCUAUGGGCAUGUAUAUGAUGAACCAAAAUAUGACAAUCAUGGUCAGACUCAGCAUCCUUAUGGACAUGGAAGUUCGCAACAAGUAUACCCACAAUCCAGCAAUCAACCAGGCUAUGGGGCUCAACAGCAGUAUGGAAAGCAACCAUCAUACGGCAUGCCAUCGCAGGGACCACCUCCCCAAUCAUAUGGCCCUCCUAGGCCUAGUCAACCUGGUGAUAUGCCUUACCAAGGUCCCAUUCAAUCCGGUCAAUCAUAUGGUCCAAAUGUGCCACCUCAACAGCAGUACCCAUAUGCAUCAAGUGGGCCCGUGCAGCAAUCAUAUACUCAGUAUGGAUCUACAUCGGCUGCUGAUGGGUACAAUCAAGCAAUGCCUGCUUCUGGCCCUGGCUAUACUCAGCAAGUUGGCCAGCCAGUUCCGUCGUAUGGUCAGCCUAGUGGACAGCAGGCAACAGGCUAUGUGCAGGGUCCCUCUGGUGGUUAUGGUUCAUACCCAUCGUCACAACAAGGUUAUCCAGAGCAGCCAGCUCAAAACAAUGCAGCUUAUGGGUAUCAAGGUUCUCAAGAUCCUGCUUAUGGCAGUGGCACUGCAUCAGCCUAUAGCGCACCGCAAAGUGGCCAACAAGCCUAUGCUCAGCCAGCACCAACUCAACCAAGUUAUGAUCAGUCAGUUCCACAGUCAGGUGCUUAUGCUGCUGCUCCAGGGAGUGCACCUGUUGGCUAUGGUAAAACUGUCUCUCCUCAGCCUACUUAUCCUCAAUAUGACUCGACCCAGAUGUAUGUUGCACCGAGAUGAGGAUUCUGUUGUAGCUUGAAAGUGAUUUUGUACUCUGAAUGUUAUUAAGCUUUUGCAGUUAGUAUUUGAGAUCUGUUAUCAUUUGGUAGUCUUAUUAGCCUUAGACGUUUGAUAUUCUUAGAUCUUUCUCUGACUAUUGAUGGAACAUCUUAGAUUUGCUGCUCAAUUUCUGUAUCCACAUGAUGCUAAUUCACAAAGUUCCUUGUGUUUUCUUA